Dalotia coriaria is the source of this 1954-nucleotide messenger RNA. Its product is annotated as synaptic vesicle glycoprotein 2B-like. The record is from RefSeq and is a predicted model, not a curated record. Gene Ontology annotation, molecular function: transmembrane transporter activity. Gene Ontology annotation, cellular component: membrane. Lineage: Eukaryota; Metazoa; Arthropoda; Insecta; Coleoptera; Staphylinidae. Gene Ontology annotation, biological process: transmembrane transport.
CGUCACACUCUGUGUUAAACACAGCGUAAAACACUCGCUGUGCAUGCGCUCGAUUAAAUAUUAUCCUCUGACAAACAACCGAAUGUAGGGAAAAGUUUAAAACAUUUCGCAUUUGUUUAAUAAUGCUGGACGCAUUUGAUUCGCACUCAUUCGCCAACGCCGAUGCUAGUGCAACGCACAUUAAUUUAGUUUAUAAUUUAGCGCUUCAUUAGAACCAUGAAAAAACCAUUUAGUAAAGUGUUUGGUCAUAAAGACGAAAAAAAUGUUUCAGAAGAAAAAGAAGAAAAUAAUAUAGAAAUAGGCAACCAAAAAAAUGGCCCGGCAGAUUUUGAAACAGCUAUUUCAGCCACAGGUUUUGGAAAAUUUAAUUUAUUAUUGCUAUUAGUUGCAAUUCCAUCAGGAUGGGCGUCCAUGUUCGAAUCAACAACAGUUUCAUAUAUUAUUCCAGUUGCUGAGUGUGAUCUCGAGCUCUCUCUAGAAGACAAAGGAUAUUUAAUUUCCAUUACAUAUUUAGGAAUGUUAUCCAGUUCGAUGGUGUGGGGCUUUCUAUCAGAUACAUUAGGACGCAAAAAAUUACUCGUCAUCGGUCUUCUUUUGGCAGCUUUCUUUACAUUUUUAGCUGGAAUAUCACAAACGUUUCCAAUGUUGAUGUUUUCAAAGUUUAUGGGCGGUUUUAUUAUUAAUGGACCAUUUGCUGUUUUAACCACUGUAUUAUCAGAAUAUCACUGCGCGAAAUAUCGCGCAAGAGUUGUUCUUUCAAUGGGAAUAGUCUUCAGUGUAGCAAAUAUUUUCUUACCACUUUUUGCAUGGGGUUUAUUGCCCAGUGAUGUUGAAUGGAAGUUUUUCGAUGGUUACAUAACAUUGCAUUCGUGGCAUAUGUUUAUUUUAACAAGCGGAUUACCAGCACUUUUGAGUGGUCUUGGUCACUAUUUUCUCAUACCAGAAACACCAAAAUUCUUGAUGACUAGUGGACGCAACGAUGAAGCAUUAUUGGUUUUCAAAAGGAUGUAUUCUUUAAACACUGGUAAACAUCCGGAUACAUUUCCCAUCAAAGAGUUAAUUGAUGAGAAUGCAUUGAACGAACACAAAACAAUCUCGAGCAAUAAAAUGGAAGCAUUCAGGAAUGGUUUCGCUCAAAUGAAGCCUUUAUUCUUUGCGCCUCAUCUUGGAAAAUUAACAUUAGUGUUUUUGCAAUUGGGCACUCUUAUGGGUUUGAAUAGUCUGCGUUUAUGGCUGCCGCAGAUAUUCACCGCUAUCAAUGAUUACAAAACAUCGCAUGACGGUCAGGAAAGUAGCAUUUGUGAUAUGAUCCAGGGACUCACUCCGAAUAAAACUAUCAUUGGCGAGGAACAGUUUGUCUGUAAAUUUAAUACUGAUAGUGGAGCAGUGUACACUAAUUUAAUGAUUGUUUCGCUUGGAUCGAUUGUUGGAUAUUUAUUUGUUGGGUCGUUAAUUAAUGCUAUUGGAAAGAAGCGUUUAUAUAUUGUUUUGGGAAUGAUUUCUGGCACAAUAGCAUUCGCUCAUUAUUUUGCACAAGAUUCAAUGACAGUUACUGGUCUUUCAAGUGCUACUAUCGCACUUUCUGGUAUCAAUACAAAUGUAUUGUUGACUGUUAUAGUUGAUCUCUUUCCAACAAGUUUGAGAACAAUGGCUGUUUGUAUGACUAUGAUGGUGGGUCGUUUCGGUGCUAUGUUAGGUAACAUAAUUUUCCCCUACUUGAUCCAAUCGGGUUGCCUACCACCAUUUUUAUUCGUCGGUGUAGUCAUCUUUGGUUGCGGAGUGCUCGCUGUUUUAUUGCCAAAAACCGAUCUUAAAGCAUUAGAAUAAUUAAUUAAUCUCAUCUUGUCAUAACUAACAUUACGUACUUUUAGUUACCCUACUCAAUGACUUGUAUAUUUGUUUUUGAUGUUUAUUUACUUAUUUAAUUUAUAAUAAAUAAUCUUUGUUAAUACUC